Anneissia japonica is the source of this 2510-nucleotide messenger RNA. RefSeq lists its product as uncharacterized. Bases 468 to 2510 code for a protein of 680 amino acids. The record is from RefSeq and is a predicted model, not a curated record. Lineage: Eukaryota; Metazoa; Echinodermata; Crinoidea; Comatulida; Comatulidae. The transcript has 17 exons.
ACAGCAUUAAACCGAACUUGAAGGUUGACGACAUUGUUUUAAUCUUGGACGAAAAUGUUCCUCGUAGUAGUUGGCCAUUAGGUCGUAUCGUGGAAGUGUUCACCAACAGCCGAGAUGGACUACUUAGAUCUGCGAAGGUCAAGACCCAGUCAUCCACAUUUGUGAAACCUAUCACAAAAAUUGUGUCACUGGAAACUUCUGACGACAAUUAAUUUACUUACUGUUUAGUCGAGAGUAGUUUAAUAUUUAAUUAAUUUCAUUGAUUUUAGUUGUAAAGGCCACGUCGCCUUUAAGGGGCCGGAAUGUAAGUCCACAAUGGGCUUCCAUAGCCCUAUUGGCCUCCCACAGGCCCAUUGUGUAACGACCUUCACAUAAAGAUAAGAAGGCAUUCUACAAGUAGCAGUUCAAUCUUCAACAUCUAUUCAGUCUUACUGUGUACAAGUUGCUCAUUAUUUCAAACUUUUUCAAUGUGUAGGAUGAUAAGACAUUCAACAGUAAACUACUGUCUUGGUUUGUUACGUUUAAUGGCGACGUUGUUGGAGAACGAUCCUAGCAUAACUUAUGAUUCUUACGAAGAUGCAUUCGAUCAAAUACAGAAACUAACAGUUGUUCUAAAGGAAAUGGGAGCGGACCUUAGACAAAUUGAUAAUGGUUGUAUCAGAUUCCAUCUCUCAUUUUAUCAGUUAUCUGAUCUGGAGAAGUUUCGACAAAUACACAGAAGUGGAAAGUUGUUGAACAUGUUUGCCAGGAUUUUACUUUCUGGUGUUAACCUAGACCAAUGGAAAUUGUCGUUACAUAAAGGGUCUGAAGAAUUGAACAUCAUUGUUUCUCUUGAGUUUGAAGAUAAUGCGGAGCCACAUAGCCUUCCUGCAGUUAUAUAUGCUAAAGAAAAUACAAGAGAAGAUAAGGUAUCAGAUAAGGUAUCAGAUAAGUCGAAGAGUGAAACAACAACACCUCCUCCCAAUGACUCAGGAAGUUUCAUACAUACAUAUAGUAUCAAGGCAACCAAGAUCAGACAAGAAGAGGAAGAUACAAAUAUUGGAGACAAAACUUCUAUAGAAAAUACAAGAGAAGAUAAGGUAUCAGAUAAGUCGGUAAUGAAGAGUGAAACAACAACACCUCCCUCCAAUGACUCAGGAAGUCACAUACAUACAUAUAAUAUCAAGGCAACCAAUAUCAGACAAGAAGAGGAAGAUACACACAUUGGAGACAAAUCUUCUAUAGAAAAUACAAGAGAAGAUAAGGUAUCAGAUAAGUCGGUAAUGAAGAGUGAAACAACAACACCUCCCUCCAAUGACUCAGGAAGUCACAUACAUACAUAUAAUAUCAAGGCAACCAAGACCAGACAAGAAGAGGAAGAUACAAACAUUGGAGACAAAUCUUCUAUAGAAAAUACAAGAGAAGGUAAUGUAUCAGAUAAGUCGGUAAUGAAGAGUGAAACCAAGACCAGACAAGAAGAUGAAGAUAAAAACAUUGGAGACAAAUCUUCUAUAGACUUUGAAGUACCAGAAGUAAUAUUAGCAAGAGGGGAGGAAGCAUUGAAAGUUUUUAAUGAGGAGUUAGAGAAUGGAAAAGUUACAGUAAACCAUGCACGAUUAAUGGUAGCCGGCAAGGAGGGCGUUGGAAAGACUUGCUUGGUAAACAAUCUGCUCGGAAAACCAUUUAAUGAAAACGAACCAUCGACCGAUGGCAUAGUGUUGACCACAGCUUUUCAAACUACAGAUACGUUCUGCAAUGAGUGGAAAGAGACAGUGGACCUAGACGACUGUGAACGGAUAAAGCAGAUUUACGAUAAUGCAAUAGAGUAUAAAGUCGCAGAGAAAUUGAAAGAAAAAGGAAGCCAAACAGAGGUACUCCAACAGGCAUCUGCAUCUGCACAAAUGUCAACACCUGGACCUCCACUUGUACAUGCCCCUAAAAAAUCAAUUUUUCCGAAUGUGCUUUUGCGUGUUUUCUGGCGGUUACGUCGAAAGAAAAGCCACAGGACACCAACCUCUGCGCCCGUUUCAGUCAAGCGGUUAAAUAGCAAGAAAGACCACAUGACACCAUCCUCCUUUGUACAUGUAUUGCCAUCUUUGCCUGCUUCAGUCAAGUCUUACGGCAAUAUAUUUGACAUUAGCAAUUUUAGAAAAGUAACACUCAACAUGGUAAACAUGAAUAAACAGGCAUCAAUAAAUGAAGAUUACUUUGAAGUGUCUUGGAAGGCCAACAAACGACAAUUUGUUCAAGUUGUUAUAGAUCAUGCAAGUAAGUUGUCAAUUACAGCAAUCUACGACACUGUACCGGAAACUGAAUGUUGUGAUCUAGAUGGAGGCUCCCUUUUACAUAACUUAUGGAAGAGAGGAGACAGUUACGGCACAAUUGCACAGGCAUACUCUGAGUUCGUCAGUUGCAGAUGCUAUGGGUUGACAAGCACAUCAGCCUGUGGAGCCUGUCAACUUAAGGGAUGUGAGAAUGUAGAGAAAGUAAUAGAUGAUGAAGAGGGAGAAAUGGAAACAGAUGACUAUUGA